Molecule: messenger RNA, 1887 nt
Organism: Labrus bergylta (ballan wrasse)
Lineage: Eukaryota; Metazoa; Chordata; Actinopteri; Labriformes; Labridae
Source: RefSeq, a predicted model, not a curated record
AUGCGCCAUACGGAGGAAAUUCGGAGAGGACUACCAGGUGGUGAACACCAGCCAGGGCAUUACUUUUUCCGCCCAGGUGAAGAAGAAAAGACGGAGGCGACCAUCGGCUACGGCUACCGCUACAUCACCGAGAAGUGCCCCGAGGGUAUCAUCCUCUUCCUCUUCCAGUCGCUGCUGGGCUCCAUCGUGGAUGCCUUCCUCAUCGGCUGCAUGUUCAUAAAGAUGUCCCAGCCAAAGAAGCGCGCAGAGACGCUGAUGUUCAGCCAGGACGCGGUGAUUUCGCAGCGGGACGGGAAGUUGUGCCUCAUGUUCCGCGUGGGGAACCUGCGGAACAGCCACAUGGUGUCCGCACAGAUCAGGUGCAAACUCAUCAAGUCACGGCAGACCCCGGAGGGUGAGUUCCUGCCCUUGGACCAGUGUGAGCUGGACGUGGGUUUUGGGACGGGGGCGGACCAGCUCUUCUUGGUGUCGCCUCUGACCAUCUGCCACGAGAUCAACAACAAGAGCCCGUUCUUCGAUCUGUCACAGCGUUCCCUCAAGAACGAGGAGUUUGAGAUCGUCGUCAUUCUAGAGGGAAUCGUUGAGACUACUGGAAUGACAUGUCAGGCGAGGACGUCUUACACCGAGGAUGAAGUCUUGUGGGGCAACCGUUUCCUCCCAGUCAUGUCACUGGAGGAGGGCUUUUUUAGAGUCGACUAUUCCCAGUUCCACAACACAUUUGAGGUCCCAACACCACCACACAGCGUAAAAGAGCAGGAGGAGAAGUCUUCACUGACAUCACCAAACCCUCUGCCUGUUGCAGCCACGCCCUCGUCCCCUCUGUUGGGUAAUGGUGGACGUGGAGGGCGAAGAGAAAGGCUCCUGUCGGCUGACUGCGCUGACCACAUGGAGGACCAAGUCACCAGACGGCCCAGCAAACUACAACGCAUGAGCUCCACUAGAGAGGAGCUCCUCUUGAGGGGGUAUAAGACCGGGCCAUCCUUGCCCGGGGGUAAGGCCUCAAGCACAGGAGAUCUUCCGCUUAGUAUUCAGAGGCUGAGGUCCAGCUCCAUCCCAGCUGUGAGGCAAGGACAGCCAGAGGAGCAGGUCCAGCUGUUGUCCUUGGAUGGAGAAGCAGAGGAGGGAGAGGUGGAGAAACACAGACUGCCAGCAGCAUAUAGCUCCAUUGCUGCCCAGACCCCAAAGCCAGUCCAGAUCCCAUUGGUAGGGAGUCGGCCAGAGGACAACCUACCGGCCAAACUGCGCAGAAUGAAUGCUGACCGCUGACUUGUGCUGACUACCUUUAAGACUUGAAACAUUUUGAAAACUGAAUCAGGCUUAAUGGGCAUUGCAUAUAACUGAAAACUACUGUGAUAAUAGUUGAAUUUUUGUCCUGCAGAUUUUGACCAGUAUUUUACCUUUACUUACGGGCUCUUUAAUAAGUUGUCCAGUGCCACAAAUAGAAGUACAACGCCAAUAAGCCAUCCAUCCGCUCAUACUGUGAGUCAUCUUUUCAUAAAUCGCCAUCUGUGCCCCUAACUGACUUCUCAUACUUCUACCCUUGUGCUUGUUUAUUUCACUUCUGUUCAGAGAGUUAAAUCAAAUACUUUAAAAUCCCAACAAGCACCAUUUUUAUAGAAAACACAGACCUUUUUUGGACCAUUUACUGAAUCCUAACCCUUUCCCAAACUGCAAUCUUCCAAUUAUUACUUAGCUACUGUACCUAUGCACAGCAGGUCUGUCACCAUGUUGGAUUUUCCACAGGCCUGAAUUGGUUUCCAGGGAGCUUCAUUAAGGUUAAAGACGCAUCUUGACGCUACCUGAUUUUUGGCCUCAUUCAUUUUUAAAGAGCCCAUAUUAUGCCCUUUUUGGGGUUUGUAUAUUUAAUCUAUGUACCUACUAAAGUAU